Molecule: messenger RNA, 964 nt
Organism: Oncorhynchus nerka (sockeye salmon)
Lineage: Eukaryota; Metazoa; Chordata; Actinopteri; Salmoniformes; Salmonidae
Gene: dexi
Product: Dexi homolog (mouse)
Exons: 1
Coding region: 515-784 (89 amino acids)
Source: RefSeq, a predicted model, not a curated record
UACUGUUUUGACCGUAAGGUCGGACUGUUUUGAUGCAGUUAGCGGAAAUGUUGACAUGAAAAUGUAACGGGAGGUCUGGAUUAUCGAAUUUAUUUCCAUCGAUAGAACAUAUUCCUGUAUAAUAACAGAACGCUUAUAGUCGUUGGCCGGUAAUAGCUAACCAGGGCAGGCAUGUUGCAAAUAACGCAACAGUUUUUUUUCCUUCGACCUUCUCAGAGAAUAUCAAGAAUGCAUCGAGUUAACACUGUGUUUACAUGAACUAGCGGUGUCGAGCUGAACGGGCUUUUUUGUUGUUGUUAUAGGUUAUUUCGUGUACCUCCUAACUAAUGUCUAUCGCUUGAUAGCUGUGCUAUUGCAAAAGCUGGCAUUUCAGGACAGAUCAUUGCUGUCUCCGCCGAAAAAUGUACACUCCAAAUACACUGUCCAUGUUACCGCUGGUCUCCGAGCAAUGACACUGUCCUUAUCCUGCUCCUUUGUCAACAUAACUAGCUGAGCUUCCCCGGUUUAGUUUUCUAUGACACUCAAAACUUAUGCUCGACUAGAUUCGUUGGAAUCGCUGCUCAACGAACUUCCCUGUAUGUUUUAUCUGGGCCUGUUUUUAGUGGACGUUUUGAUCCUUUACUAUGCCUUUCUAAUGGAAUACAUCGUCCUGAAUGUGGGGAUAGUGUUUCUACCGGAAGAUAUGGACCAGGCGCUGGUGGACCUAGGGGUACUAUCUGACCCGGCCUCUGUCCCUUACGACACGGACACAGAACUCGAUGUUUUCGAGAGGUACCUGGAGUGAGCUGAGGCCCAAGGCUAGAGAGGCAGAGAGAAGCGUCGCUGCACCGGGGUGAACUGGACUCCUACCGGCCUGUGGUGAUGAUGAUGGUGAUGAUGAUGAUGAUGAUGGGAGAGACUGAUACUGGGAACUCCAGGAGGAGGAUAUUUGUCUUGGCUUGGAGCAACAUUGGCUGCGGGAUGA